Molecule: messenger RNA, 410 nt
Organism: Drosophila takahashii
Lineage: Eukaryota; Metazoa; Arthropoda; Insecta; Diptera; Drosophilidae
Gene: mRpS21
Product: mitochondrial ribosomal protein S21
Biological process (GO): translation
Cellular component (GO): ribosome
Molecular function (GO): structural constituent of ribosome
Source: RefSeq, a predicted model, not a curated record
CAGCUGUUUCGCGUUUGCUAAGUGGUCACACUGUUUUGAAACUUGAUUAUUUAAUAAACAUUUGCAAUUGAUUUUAUGAAAUAAAACCCGACCGCCCAAAUGAGACACGUGCAAUUUCUGGCCCGCACCGUUUUGGUGCAAAACAAUAAUGUGGAGGAGGCGUGUCGUCUGUUGAAUCGCGUUUUGGGCAAAGAGGAACUUCUCGACCAAUUCCGCCGCACGCGAUUCUACGAAAAGCCCUAUCAGGUCCGUCGCCGAAUCAAUUUCGAGAAGUGCAAGGCCAUCUACAAUGAGGACAUGAACCGAAAAAUUCAGUUUGUGUUGCGCAAAAAUCGCACCGAACCCUUUCCCGGAUGCAGUUAGUCGCUUGUUAUUGUCUUUAUUCGGUAAUAAAAUGUAAGAAAUGAAAA